Messenger RNA from Hemiscyllium ocellatum (epaulette shark), 1477 nucleotides. Its product is annotated as adhesion G protein-coupled receptor E1-like. NCBI's taxonomy places the organism in Eukaryota, Metazoa, Chordata, Chondrichthyes, Orectolobiformes, Hemiscylliidae. The coding region runs from base 19 to 897 and encodes 292 amino acids. Gene Ontology annotation, molecular function: G protein-coupled receptor activity. The transcript is spliced from 8 exons. The record is from RefSeq and is a predicted model, not a curated record. Gene Ontology annotation, cellular component: membrane. Gene Ontology annotation, biological process: adenylate cyclase-activating G protein-coupled receptor signaling pathway; cell surface receptor signaling pathway.
ACGAGCUUUGCUAUUUUAAUGUCUCCAGUUGAGAUCGAGCAAGACUGGUCCUUGCUGCUGAUCUCCACUAUUGGGCUUACAGUAUCCCUGCUGUGCCUUGCUGCAUCCAUCGUCGUGUUCACCAAGUGCCGCUCCAUCCAAAAGGCCAGCAUCAUCGUGUACAAGCAUCUGAGUAUCAACCUCUUCCUAGCACAGCUCAUCUUCCUGACAGGAAUCCAUGUGACAAACAAGGUGGUGUGUGCCCUGGUUGCAGGAUGCCUACAUUACUUCUUUCUAACUGUCUUUGCCUGGAUGUUCCUGGAUGCUUUGCAGGUUUUCAUUGUGUGCAGACACCUCACAGUCACAAAGUUUACCCACACAUACGUCAUCAGACGGAGAUACCUGUAUCCCUCCGGCUAUGCUGUGUCUGCACUGAUUGUAAUUAUAUCAGCAGCAAUCCGUCCCUAUGGCUACGGAUCAGAAAAAGACUGCUGGCUGAGCCUAGAGUGGGGCUUUCGAUGGAGUUUCCAAGGGCCAGUCUGCCUUGUGAUUGUGGUGAAUAUGGUGUUGUAUGUCUGGACAUUCUGUUUACUGAGGCAUCAUUUGUCCACACGUGAUGUGAAUGUGUCAAAGAUUAAAGACACCACGACCCUGACUCUUAAGGCAACUGCACGUUUGUUUGUCCUGGGAUGCACUUGGAUCUUUGGGAUAUUUCAUAUCAACAAGAGCACUUUCUUCCUCUCCCACAUAUUCACUGUCAUCAACACUCUCCAGGGCCUCUUUAUUUUCGUAGUCUACUGUGUUUCCAAUCGCCAGGUGAGGGAUGAAGUUCGGAAAUGGUUCAUCAAGUCAAGCACAGACUCAACCAGCAACACCUCAAAUGUUCAGAUGAGUUCUCUCGAGACUAAAACAAUGUAACCCUCCUGAGGACUCCAGAGGUGACAGCGAUAAGACCAUCCUUGGUUUGUGUGUCUGUGUCUCUAUCUCUGUCUGUCUGUGAGUACAACGUGUGCAUUGUUUAAAAACUUGGAUUUGUGUUUUGUUGGCUUUUCUAGCUUUGCAAGGCAAGUUAUUUUGUUUCAUCAUACAAGUUGUUACUUUUUCUUCAUUCUUUCAUGGGAUAUGGGCUUCAAUGGUAAGCUCCCACAGACAGACACACACACACACACACACACACACACACACACACACACACACACACACACACACACACACACACUCACAUACAUAUAACAAACCACAUACACAGCCAUCAGAGACAUAGAUAUAACAGAUACACACAAGACACUCACGUGUACAUAUUGAUGGUAUUGAGAAUAAUGUUCAUGUUCCCACUCUACCUUGGUUGAUUCAGUGCUAACAACAGCCACAUUUGGUUUUCUGAAUUGUUUGCUUUAGCUCCAUGUUACUGACAUGUAUGCAAGCUGAAUGACAACAAUAUGUGUUAUAGCUACUGGUCUUACACACUGCUUUCUGGAUUUGUUUAACAUCGGAACAU